UAGAUAGAUAGAUAGAUGGAUGGUUUUCAGUGAGUUACUUCUCAACCUAUCAGUCACAUAAACCGUAGAUGGAAUUAUUUAAUCUAUGUACAACAAUGGUUAUUUUUAGAGGAGAGGAGCUGUAUUUUGUACAGAAUCAAAAGAAUGUUAAGGAAGCCUAGUAAAAGUUCUUAGGAAGCAGGUGGAAUCUUCAGACAAUUCCAUGGCAGUGCUAUUGGUGCUCACUGGCAUUUCCAAAACCAAGGAUGCCUCAUCAAUACUUUACUACUGGCCUGGAAUGACUCAAGACAUAGAGAAAUGGGUUUCGGAAUGCCCAGACUGUCAAAAAAAAAGAGAGAAGACUUCUAUAAAAUUGUCAAUAAUACAAAUUGAAAAAUGAGUUCAACAUUAUCUGUGAUUAAUUCACAAUAUCACCGCAGCUUUGAUAUAAAUGGUUAUAAACCUCUUGAAAAGGGUACCUUUUCAUUGGAGUUUGACAGAGAGAAACAAACAGGACGCAAGUUUUCUGAUUCCACGAAGCUGAGGUACCUAGUUAAAUCAAGUGAGAGGCCUAACUUCGAUUUGAGAGAAGGGUAUCCGGACAGAUACAUCAAAAUGGACCGCAGCAUGAAGGAAGGGCUGAGUCAUAUGCUGGAGUGGAUUCUAAAGGAGAACUAUGUUCUUCAACCUGGCACAUUUGUCGGGCGACGAGGGUACCUCACAAAGAUCCUCACCACUCCCUAUGAGAACAAUGAGGGCUGGCUGUUGGCAGUGAGCCUGUUUAACGGGACAUAUUACUUCAGAGAGAUGGAGACUGAAGCAGCCAGGAGGUUCAAGGAGACCCGCAAUGCCAGACUUGAAGAGAUGACGUACUGGGGGUACAAGUUUGAACACUACAUGUGCACAGAUGAACCCAAUGGCAAACCAAACACCAAAGGGGUAGUGAACAGCAAUGAGGGUUACUACACUGUUGUGGAGUCCAAGAUCAAUGAACACACGCUGUUAUUUUCCGGGGAGGUUGAUUGUAAAAAUGAAACCCCACUCUACCAGACCGCUCCAAGUUAUUAUGUAGAGCUGAAAACAAAUGCUAAGCUUGUCAACCAAAAUAAGAACUAUCAGUUUCGCAGGUACAAACUGCUGAAGUGGUGGGCUCAGUCCUUUUUGGCUGGGGUUCCACUAAUUGUUGCUGGCUUCAGAACUGAAGAUGGGAUCGUCAAAGAAACCAAGCCAUAUAAAACGUCAGAGAUACCAGCGUUAGCUGCGGCAGAUUCUCGUUCCUGGAAACCUACCACGUGUAUGGAAUUCAUCAAUGCUUUUCUGUCCUUUAUAAAGAGCGAGGUUACACAGGAUGAUCCCGGGGUGGUGUAUCUUUUCUCUUGGGAACCCAAAGAUGAUGUCUCUUACACAGUUCACAGAGAUCCAAAAUAUACUUUCUUGCAUGAUUGGUAUGUGGAGGGAAUGACAAAGAGAGCCAGAGUUUAGGAGACAAUGAUCUGCAACUCUGAGACAAACAUGUCCAUAAAUCUGCAGAUAUGCAUCAUAUGCUAUUGGUUUUGCUUUUUGUAAUGAGAUUGAUAGGUAAAAAUGCUAGGAAAGUUGUUUAAAAAAAAAAAAAAAAAUAUUGCGUGUGAAGUUUGUGUGAAAUCACUGGUAGCUGUCACAAACUAGUCAGCUAUUUUCAAAUGCAUAAGCUCUGUUUUUUACUCACUCUUAUUUUGGUUAACAUCGCGCUGUAGUCUGGAUGAAGCAUGCUCAGAAACUAAGGCACAUAUUGUUCUAAACUUGGAAAAAUGUGCUUUUUUUUUUAAACGGCACAGAGGUUGGAGUUUCAUCACUUCUUUUAGUGCAACAUGACUCUGCCGGUGUUGAGCAGCAAUGUCAAAUUAAAAACAUUUGAUAUGUUUAAACCUGUAACAUUAUAAAUAAACCUAAUCUAAACGGUCCUUUAUUCAUUUGAAUAAAUAUUGUUAAAGAUGGAAAUCACAUAGAAUGUUCACCGAAUGAAUAUAUAUAUAUAUAUAUAUAUAUAUAUAUAUAUAUAUAUAUAUAUAUAUAUAUAGUACCAGUCAAAAGUUUGAGUACACCUGCUUGAAACCAGGUUUUUCAUGAUUAUCUAUGCUUUUAACUGUAUUUUAUUGUAUUACUUGUAUUGUAACACUUGAAAUGUAUUCACUUACGAUUGUAAGUCGCCCUG
Molecule: messenger RNA, 2173 nt
Organism: Acipenser ruthenus (sterlet)
Lineage: Eukaryota; Metazoa; Chordata; Actinopteri; Acipenseriformes; Acipenseridae
Product: decapping and exoribonuclease protein-like
Exons: 8
Coding region: 376-1461 (361 amino acids)
Biological process (GO): nuclear-transcribed mRNA catabolic process; NAD-cap decapping
Cellular component (GO): nucleus; cytosol
Molecular function (GO): mRNA 5'-diphosphatase activity
Source: RefSeq, a predicted model, not a curated record